Molecule: messenger RNA, 768 nt
Organism: Copidosoma floridanum
Lineage: Eukaryota; Metazoa; Arthropoda; Insecta; Hymenoptera; Encyrtidae
Gene: mRpS7
Product: mitochondrial ribosomal protein S7
Biological process (GO): translation
Source: RefSeq, a predicted model, not a curated record
CAUGGCACCUUUCAGAACGCUUGCCGUUCAAUUUAACAAUUUAAUAAAUGUGAAACAAGCAUUCAGAAUUAGUUCUUGUGAAAGAUUUUACAGCGUGUUUCCGAAACAAUAUGUUCAGCCAGUGUUUGAAAAAAAUGUACAGGCAGAAAUGGAAAAAGCUGGAGAGUUACAAGAGAUCAAACAUUUGCCAAUCAAACCUGCAUUUACACCACAUACUUCUUCUGAAUUCUAUGACCCUAUUGUAAAUCAAUUCAUAAACUAUUUGACAAAAGAAGGAAACAAAAAGCGUGCUAGAGAAAUACUCAAAAAAGCGUUUGAGAUCAUAAAAAGAGCUCAAAUUCAAACUUUUCACAAAGCGGAUCCAGAGAAACAGAAUGAAAUUGAACUUGAUCCUAAAGUCAUACUGUACAAAGCUAUUGAAAAUUGCUCUCCUGUAUUGGAACUCGCAAGAAUAAAACGAGGUGGUAUCACCUACCAGGUACCUGUACCACUUACUAAUAAAAGAUCAAAAUUUUUAGCCAUGAAAUGGUUAAUUCAAUCUGCAGAUGAAAAAGAAAUGACUGUCAAAAUAUGGGAAAAAUUAGCUUAUGAAUUGAUUGAUGCUCACAAAAAUAUGGGAAGAGUAGUAAGAAAGAAACAAGAAUUGUACAGGCAAUGCGAAGCAAAUAGAUCUUUUGCACACUUUAGGUGGACAUAAUUUUUAUUAGUUAUUGUUAUAAGUUUAAGAUACUACUAAGGAUUUGUAUAUUGUUACUAUUAAAUAAAGAA